AUGGCAGGUAGUAAUCCAAAGGCCAAGAAGGUAGUGGUGUACCGGAAUGGGGACCCCUUCUUCCCAGGCUCCCGGCUGGUGGUGACUCAGCGCCGCUUCCCCACCAUGGAGGCCUUCCUCUGUGAGGUGACAUCAGCUGUGCAGGCCCCACUGGCUGUACGUGCUCUCUACACGCCUUGUCACGGCCACCCUGUCACCGACCUGGCAGACUUGCAGAAUGGAGGGCAGUAUGUGGCUGCUGGGUUUGAACGAUUCCACAAGCUACACUAUUUGACCCCAGGAGAGAGGAAUUCACACAGGAAGAGCAGCAGACUGCAAGAUCUUCCCAGGACUCGCCGCCUGCGUGAUGAGGCCGUUGAACAGUGGCUGCCUGCAGGUGUCCCCUGCUGUAUCCAUGUGUUCAGGAAUGGGGACCUGGUAAGUCCCCCAUUUAGUCUGAAGCUGUCCCGGGCUGCCAGCCAGGACUGGGACACCAUGUUGAAGCUCCUGACUGAGAAGGCCCAGUUGUCAAGUGGGCCUGUGUGCAAACUCUGCACUCUGGAGGGGCUCACAGUGUCAGCAGGGGAAGCACUGGUGAGUGGCCAUUACUAUGUAGCUGUUGGAGAGGAAGACUUCAAGGCCUUGCCCUAUCUGGAGCUGCUGGUGCCCAGCCCCUCCCUACCUAGGGGCUGCUGGCACCCUCCAGGCCCGAAGCCCAGGCCUCACAGGCAGGGGGCCCAUGGCCAGGGGGUCCAGGCAACCCAGCCCUCUCCAAAGAAACCAAGCCCAACUGAGCUGUCUGCUUUCUAUGCUAGACCCCACCAGGACAUUCAGCCAAGACACAUGCUCCCCACUCUCUCAUUCCCAUCAGGAGUUAAAGGCAUGUAUGGGGCUUCCCACCCAAGGCAUGAGACAGCAGGGGCCCAGGAAGUAGCAGAUGAUGAAGACACCCAGACAGAGGAGCCCUUGGAUCAGAGGACAGCAGAAGUAGUGGAAGAGGCCUUGGCCCUGGAAAACCAGCCUGGGGUUGGGGCUGCAAUCUCAGCCUCAGCCCCCGACCUUUCAUCUUGA
This is a messenger RNA of Otolemur garnettii (small-eared galago), 1050 nucleotides long. RefSeq names its product doublecortin domain containing 2B (gene DCDC2B). The coding region runs from base 1 to 1050 and encodes 349 amino acids. Gene Ontology annotation, cellular component: microtubule organizing center; microtubule. The transcript has 9 exons. Gene Ontology annotation, biological process: intracellular signal transduction. NCBI's taxonomy places the organism in Eukaryota, Metazoa, Chordata, Mammalia, Primates, Galagidae. The record is from RefSeq and is a predicted model, not a curated record.